This is a messenger RNA of Psylliodes chrysocephalus, 1057 nucleotides long. NCBI's taxonomy places the organism in Eukaryota, Metazoa, Arthropoda, Insecta, Coleoptera, Chrysomelidae. The record is from the annotation of a GenBank genome assembly.
CAACAGGCGAUCGGCAACCACUUCACUGUAGAAUGAGUAGAUUUAAAAUUUUCUAACUAGUCACAAAAUUUGUGUGAAAGUGAUCGCACGCGAAUCUGCGUUCGUGGAAUAGCGCACUUUUUUCGUAAACGCAUUGAAAAAACUACUGAAAAAGCGAGUCUUCCCAAAAGCAGAAUCGGUGUGUCGAACAGUGUUUGAGGAAUAUAAUUUUUAAUUUAUUGUGAGUGAUAUAUAAAAGGAAUAUAAUGUCUACCGCUAUAAUGCAACAGAAUACCAUGUACGAGUUCGGGGAAAAUUUGAUAAAGAAUGGCUUGUCACCCGAUCACACACAAGCAACGCACAUUUCAAUGGGCACGACACAAAUGCGGCUGACCCUCACCAGGAUGGCAUCGAGUCCCAUAGGUCAAACCAGCUCCAAUCAACUAGCUGCUAUGCUACUCGGAAACCUUACCCAGCAACAUCGAAGAUUGGAACGUACUCAAUCUGCCCCGGCUCCACCAGUAUCAGCACCUGCUGCUUCCGUUACAGCGACAACGGUCAACACGUCGAGAUACAAAACCGAACUUUGCCGUCCUUUUGAAGAGUUCGGAGUUUGUAAAUACGGGGAUAAAUGCCAGUUUGCACAUGGAAUGAACGAAUUGAGAAGUCUCGCAAGGCAUCCUAAAUAUAAAACGGAGCUUUGUCGCACAUACCACACAGUAGGCUUCUGCCCUUACGGACCACGUUGUCAUUUUGUUCACAAUCAAGAUGAAGUAACGGCCGGUAACAAACCCCAAAUGGUAUCUAAUAGGGCGGCGUCUGUAACGUCACGCACUGCUCGACCGGCUGCCCUCAGCCCAUCGCUUUCGUUGGACAGUCCUAGCCCUCCUUGCAGUUUAAGUCAGAGUCCUACCUCUUCUAUGGGAUCUUUUUUCAGCGAACCUGAACUUCAUUCUCCUGGGAUCGAAGAUCAAAGGCUACCAGUUUUCAACAGGCUCAUAGAUAGGCAGAUUAUUGCUUUAAGUGAUUUGAUGUUGUAGUGAUUUUUUUAUUUCAUUUACUUCGGAUUGAAAUGGGG